Phyllotreta striolata is the source of this 1392-nucleotide messenger RNA. Lineage: Eukaryota; Metazoa; Arthropoda; Insecta; Coleoptera; Chrysomelidae. The record is from the annotation of a GenBank genome assembly.
GCUUAAUUUGCGUUCUGUGUAUCCUAAAUACAAAAACUUGAGGCGUCUUGUUCAACAAGAACAAAUUUUAAGUGAAUAGUUUACUUGUUAUUUCUUUUAAGCAUUUCUCGUGUAAAUAUAGAUUACUGUUGCCACCAGCUUCAGUUCAAUUAGUUAUUUUAAGUGUUUAUAACAAAUAAGUAACAAUGAGCAAGAAAAGCAGUCCAGUACCCGAAUCGAAAACUACAAACGAGGACGCUGCGCCCGAAGAAUACGUAGUCGAAAAGAUUUUAGAUAGUCGCAUCAAUGAGGAUGGGGUGAAAGAAUACUUCUUGAAAUGGAUCGGCUACGAUGAGAAAGACAACACUUGGGAACCGGAAGAAAACUUGGACUGUCCUGGACUUAUAGAGGCCUUCGAAAAGGAAAAAGCAAGGAAAGAAAAAGAAAACGAGAGAAAACGCAAAUUAAAUUCGCUAGGAGAAGGCAAACCGGCCAAGAGAAAGAGCGAAGAGAAGAAAUGCUUGGGAUUCGAUAGAGGACUGGAACCCGAGAAGAUUAUCGGAGCAACUGAUAGCCCAGGACAGUUGAUGUUCUUAAUUAAAUGGACGGGCACAGACGAAGCAGAUCUUGUACCAGCAAAGCAAGCGAAUGUGAGAUGUCCCCAAGUGGUAAUUAAGUUUUACGAGGAAAGAUUAAAGUGGCAUUCGCCAAAUUUGGAAGACGCUAAAACUGCCGAAUAAUUUCGAAAUGGCUGUACAUGUCUUAGUCGAAUAGACGUACAUACACCAUUCGAAAUAUAUCCUUAUUCAAAAAAAAUUAGAAUUAGUUAGAAUAACAUAUAAUUUGUUAGUUUUUAUUUUUCAGUAUAAGCGUAUUGGCUGAAAUGAUUUAGAGUAGUGACCAAUGUAAUUAGCGAAAAAUCUCAAUGGCAAUAAAUACUUUUCAUUUAGUACUUUUGCUGUGCACCGAAUGUCCACUUUUAUACAAAAUAUCAUUUACUUUAUGAAAACAAUAAUUCAAUUGUAGUUUUUAAAAGGGAUAUACUAUUCAACGCUUUCAGAUAUUGAUUUUUUCCUUAUAUUUUUUUUAAUCACUUUAGUUUUAUAUUCACGAUUGCUUGAAUUUAAUUUUAUGAUAGUAUUGAGUGGAUGAGUUUGGUGAAUAUGUUACAGUAAUUUACUGCAAAUUUCAUUUAUCUGACUAUUGUAUAUUAAUACUAGUUUUUUUACUCUGUUCUUAACAACAUCUAGAGGAAUUUUGAUUGGUAUGAUUAGAUACAAUGAGUUUAAAUAAAAAAUCACUAAUUAUAAAUGUAUAAACCAUUUUGUAGUUUUAAAUUCUCAGUUUCACAAUUUUUGAUCAUUAGAAUUUUUAUUUGUUCGUAAUUCUUAUUCAUAUGCUUGAUAGAAAGUG